UUUUGAAGAAAGCCUUCGCCAAAGAUGCAUACAGCGCAGAACAAAGAAAAAUCGCCAAGGCUGCUUUGGAACAAUUAGAAAACAUCAAAAGGGUCGCAGAAGACAGGGACAAUCUACGGAAAAAAUUGGAAACUACUCAGUAUGAAUUGGAAGAGCUCAGGCAAAACGUCAAUUCUGGCUUCGGGGACUCAGAAAUCACCGAAACCUCAAGGGCUCCAACGUGCGUACCGAUCCAAGAGAGCAAAAAAUCAUCUCGCCCUCAAGGACCUAGAGGCUCUGGAAAAGAAAUAGAAGUGCUUGAAAAAUAUUGCUCUACGUUACAGAAAGAAAAUACCAGAUUAAAGGAACAUAAUGCGGAGCUUCAACUGAAAUGUAAUAAGUCUGAUGAGAAAUUGGAAUUGCUUGGUAAGGGCUUAUUUGUGAAGGUAGUUUCUAUACCAUUCUGUAUUCCAGGUUGUGUUGGCGAUCAAGCCUUUAUCGACAUCAAAAACAAACUGCAAACCCUUGACGAAUCAGUUGCAGAACGAAAUGCCCUACAGUCCAGAGUAAGAGUUUUGGAACGAGAGCUGAAUGCUUACCAAGAUCUACCGGAACAUGUAGAAGUAUUUAAAAGAAGAUCAGUUUUACUGGAUGAUGUUGUGAAGGAUCGCGAUCGUUUAUCGAAGCGAGUAGAACAAAUGAAAAUUUCAGAUGAAGAGUUGAGCGUGCUAAAGCAGAAAUCAGACAGAAUUGACGAUUUAGAAAGAAAAUUGAGAAUUGCUCAAGAAGACGUCAAAACAGCCGAAGAAGAGGUCGAUUCGAUGAGAAACAAAUGCGCAACUGCCGAAAUCGAGAUGCUGAAUCAGAAAACUGAAGCGGAUACGUUGAGGUCCAGGAUUGUUUGUAUGCAUCACGAGGCGGAGAGUUUGAAGUCUAUUUGUAAUGAACGGGAAAUGUUGAAACUUGAAAAAAGGAGAUUACAAGAGAGUCUAGACAAGGCGGUGCGUAUGCAAGACGAACAAGAGCAUAUGCGUCUCCAAAUAAAAGACAUGGACAGAAUGAAAUUAGAACGUGACCGAUACAAACGAAAAUACGAAAACUUGGCCGCAAUCGAAACUGAACACAAUCAAUUGAAAAAGCAACUGGACAAAGCCAAGAACAUAGAACGCGAACGCAAUUCUUUGGCGAAGCAAACCGAAGAUUUGGAAAAGUGCAUUCGCGAGCAAGAAGACGAAAUCCGAAGAUUGGUCACUCAUAUCGAUUGUUUGGCUCAAGGCAAGCAGGAGCAAGCGAACAAAAUCAAAGAGGUGAUGUCCGAUUUGCAAAUUGAGCUAGAAAAAAAGGAAAGUCUUUUGGUUAUAAGCGAGGAAAAGAUUGCAACGAUGCACGGAAAAAUAGACACAUCUUUCCACAACUUGUCUGAAGAAACUACCGAAUUAAGGAAGGGCAAACAGCGUGCCGAAAUGAAAAUUUUAAAACUUGAAGCAAAAAUACAGACACUUUCAAAAGACAACCAAAAACUGAAUGAGGCUAUUGAAUCAUUUAAGUCAGAAAACUGCAAACUGCAACAAGAGCUUCAAGACCAACUAGAAGACAACGACCAGUUGCUGAUGCAAGUGCAAGAAAAAGAUAGAAUCAUCGAAACGAUGCAAGACGUGCUCAAGGACAGAGAAAUUCCGAUAAACAUUGACACGUGCAACGCGCAACAAAUCACCAAGCUACAGCUCGAACUAGAAUCUGCCAAAUUCGAAAAUCAACACUUGCAAGAAAUCGCUGGCACCAGCAAUCCUGAAACCAAUGCACAACUUAAAAAUAUGCUUGAACAAUCUAGAAAUGCCAUUGAAAGGAUUGCUUUUGAGUUGGAGCAGCAAUAUGCUCAAUGGGAUGCGUCCACGAAGCGCUUUAGAUGCUGUCCAGGAUGCACCUGCAAAAAAAGAGGCGCACAAAUUCAGCCUAAAGUCAUUAUUAAGUGUUGUGCAGGUUGUACGUGUAAAAAACGAAGUUCUAGAAAAAAGAUUGAAGAUGAAGAGGCAAAAAGUGGAAGAUCAAAAAGUGCGUCUCCUGCAAGGUUCGAAGUAGCCACCCAAAAAGCCAAUGUACAUUGCAAUUGCAAUAUCGGUUACGAUGCAGCAGUAGAUGCAACUAAGCCAAUUAGCUGCAAAUGCGUGCAAACACCUAAAUUGAAUUUGCAUUUAGACUCAGAUGAAGAAGCCGAUGAAGAUCAAAUGUAUACUGCAAGAUCGGCUGAUGAAGCUAGAAUAACUGAAUUGGAAACUGAGCUUCUCAAGGCCAACGAUACAAUCUUGCAACUGAAAGAACAAUUAGGAGCUACUGACAGAUUGUCUGCUGAAAAUAUAGCCUUAAGAAGGCACUCUACAGAAGUCCAGGAAAUUGCCAAAGAACAAAUUAAAGACCUUGUUGAUCACUUGAAGAAUGCUACAGAUAAAAUCAACGAGCUAGAAGCUGUUAAUAGUUCUUUGAAUUCUGAAUUAGUGAAGCUAAAAGAGUAUGUAGACAAAGGAGGUCACAUGGAAGAUAUAUACAAUCAGAUAGAGGACGCCAAAGAAAAUACUGACUUUUUGGAUAUAGUCACUGAUAAACUUAAGCUUGAUUUAGCUAAUGCAACUCAACAGCUAACUGAGCAAUAUUCCAUAAAAACACAAUCGUCAGCGACUUGUACUUGUAUCCAAAUCCGAGAAAUAGCCAAUCAUUUAAAAGGAGCUCUUCAAAGAAUUGGUGAGCUUGAAUCAACCACAUGCAGGCUACGAUGUGGCUUGAUGCUACCCAAAUCCAAAUCAGCAGGUGUGCAGAACACUUCUUCUAAGUUUGAGAUAACAGCUCAAGAGAGGGACCUUGAAGAUAAACUGCAACAAGCCAAAUUGAAAAUCAACGAAUUGGAAGCUACUAUUUGUAAGUUAAAGUUUGACUUGGCUUCACGUGGAAGCAAGGAUAUUGAAAGCUUGCUGAAUGAUUUAAAGGUGGCCAAAACAAGAAUAGGUGAGCUGGAAGCUAAAAGUUGCAAAUUGAAAUUUGAAUUGUGUCAAUUAAAAUGCAAAGCUCCUACAGCUCAUCAGGACAGGGCAGCUGGAGCUGAAAUGGGAGAUUUGUCUGUUUUAGCUCAGUUGAAAACCGAUUUAGAAGACUGCCUGAAGGAAAAACAAAAACUGUUAGCCUCAUUCAAUCAGCUGAAAUCUGAUUUGGAAGAUUGUCUAAGAGAAAAGGCUUACUUGAACAAGGCCUUAACAGAUCUUCAAGCUGGAAAAGCUCAAGACUUACCAGAUAUGGCUGUGUUUGCUCAACUAAAGUCAGACCUUGACAGCUGCCUCAAAGAAAAGGAAGGCUUGCUUAAAAGAAUUAACGAGCUUGAAGGACAACUGAUGCCAGCAGGAGACAGUGCUGAAUUAUCCAGAUACAAAGAUUUAGUUUCGCAGCUGAAUUCCGACAAGGAUGCUCUUACACAAAAAAUACAGGCUUUGGAUGAGGAACUAAUCAGAUGUAAAGAAUCCAAUGCAAAACUGCAACUAGAAAAAGACAAUUUAUUAGCUGCAAUGAAACCUGAUAAGGUAAUGACAGUAGAAGCCAUAAUCGAAGUUCCUCUUGAACCAAGUGAUGAUCUUAAAAAUAAAAUCGAAGAUCUUGAACAGCAAUUAAGAGAUGCUAUGGCUGCCAACGAAAAACUCAAAGAAAAUGGGAGAGUAUUAGCUGAAGCAAACGCAAGGCUUCAAGACGAAAUGCUAAAAGAAAAAGAAGCUAGAAAGCAGGCAUUAGAAGAAAGUGAAGCUUUGAGAGCAAGCAAUGACAAACUGAAAAAAGAAAAAGACGAUUUAGAUAAGAUGCUUAUGAGCAACGUAAUGACGACUACAAAAAGAAGCUCCAAGUUGGAGAGUGACUUGGAUGCAAUCGAUAAUGAGCGAAAAACACUUGCCGCUACCAAUAGAGACUUGGACAACAAAAACAAGGAAUUAAUGAGGCUUAAUUUGGAAUUACAAAAUGAAAAUGACAAAUUACGUGCCGAGUUAGCUAAGUUCAAAGAAGAAAACACUAAACUUGAAGCUGCGCUGGAUAAUUUAAAGAAAACCAGCGUGGAUGCUUCGAGUUUGGAUGCCUUAAAAAAAGAAAACGAAUUUUUGAAAAAGCAAAUUGCCAGUCAAAGAGAGGAAAUUAAUAGUCUAAUGGAUAAAUUAAAAGUUCCAGUAAAGCCAGCAACUGACGAUAAGAAAGAUAAAGAAGCUUUGCAAUCCACCGUAGAAGAUUUAGAAAAUCAGCUUAGAAGCUUGAGAAAGGACAGACUACAACCCGUGGAACAGGGUGACGAUUUGGGCAGAAAAUUAAAUGACCUUAUGAAGAAACUUGAAGAUGCUGAAAAAAGAGCCGAAGCAGCUGAAGAUUUGGUCAAGAAACUAAAAUCCAGCGAUCCCAGCGCAAUGCUUAACAUCGAUAUACAAAAGCUUAAAGAUAAAGUGGCUCAACUAGAAAAGGAGAAUGCUAAUUUGAAAGACAUAAUAGCUCAGAUGACUAACGAAAAAGAUAAAUUGAAAAAAGACUUUGAUGAAGCAUUAAAAGACAGCAAAAAAUCCAGAGAAGAUGAUAAAAUUAUUGAAAAUUUAAAACAAGAAAAAGAUAAUUUGAAUAAACAAAUAAAAAAUCUACAAGAUGAAUUGGAGAAAUCGCGACAACUCAAAGCCGAAAACGAUAAAUUCAAAGCUAGAAACGCCACUUUGGAGGACGAGAAGGAUGCUUUAAAAAGACAACUGGAACAAGCAUUUUCUGAAGCUAGAAAGAGUGACGACAGAGUAAACCAAUUAUUAACCGAAAAUGGUGAUUUGAAAAAGAAGCUCGCCCAAUUGGAGGGAGAGAAUCUAAAGCUGAAAAAAGAUUUGCAGGUUGCUUUCGCAGACCUCAAAAAAUCCCAAGACAAAAUUCAAGAAUUAGAACACGACAAUAUGAAAUGCAAGCAGACAAUUAAAGACUUGGAAUCUGAAAUAACCAAGCUAAAAAAGGACUUUGAUCAGCAACUAAAUGAAGCUAAAAAAGCUGUCAAUACAAUUUCAGAUUUGCAAAAAGAGCUCGCAGCCCUAAAGCAAAAAGUAGUUCAGCUAGAAACGGUAAAUAAUAAACUAAGUGAUGAAAAUAAUAGAGUCAAAAAGGAACUAGAGCAAGCUAGAAGUGGGUCACAAGCUGUAGCUGGUCUCCAAGAUGAAAACAACAAGUUGCGCCAGCAAAAUGCUAGGCUGCAAGAUGAAAUUGACAAAUUUAAAAAAGACCUGGACAAUGCUUUGUUGGGCAGUGAAGCAACUAGUCAGCUUCAAGACGAAUUGGCAGGCUUGAAGAACAAACUAAAACAGCUUGAAGCUGAAAAUGCUGAGCUAAAAAAGCAACUAGCUGCUGCAAUAGGUGACAAAAAAUUAGACAUUUUACAAGGAGAUUAUGAUAAAUUGAAGCAGAAAAUGGCCGAGCAAGAGAUGGAAAAUGCUAAAUUGAAAAAAGACUUGCAAGUGGCACUUGAUAAUGCUAAAAAAGCCAACGAAGCAUUAUCUGAUUUAAGGCAAAGCGAAAAAAGGUGCAAAGACAAAAUUGCGCAGCUCGAACAAGAUAUUGAAAAGCUGAAAAAGAGCUCGAAUGCUGCUCUGGACGAAUCGAAAAAGAUGGCCAAUGAACUGGCACAGAUUCAAGCUAUCGAAGCUAAAUUCAAACAGCAAGUUGGUAUGUUGGAAACUGACAAUGCUAAAUUGAGAAGAGACUUAGAGCUAUCCCAACAAAACGCUUUGAAAGCUGCCGGAGAUGCUUCACAGCUUAGAGACGACAAUUCUAAGCUAAAACAACGCUUAGCUCAAUUGGAAGCUCAAAAUGCUAAAUUGAAAGCCGAUAUGGAUGAGGCUUUGAAUACGCUCAAAAAAACUGAGGAUGAUUUGAAGCAAAUUCAAAAUGAGGCCAAAAAUCUCAAAGCUCAAAUUAAGCAACUAGAAAAUGAAAAUGAACAAAGUAAAGCUAAGUUAAGUGCUGCUUUAAAAGACGCUAAAUCAUCGACAGACGACAAUAUGAGGAAACUGUUGGAAGACGAAUUGAAGAAACUCAAACAAGAACUAGAGACUUCAAGGAAUAAUGCCAAAAAAAGUGACAUGGAUAACUUAGAAUUAAAAGAAGAAAAUAAACGUUUAAACAACAAAAUCAAACAACUGGAAAACGAAAAUGCCAAAUUGAAAAAAGACUUGGAUGCCGCUUUGAAGGCAGCACAAGACGCUGAAGCUCAAGUCAAGCAACUAAAAACCGAUGAAGCUAAACUUCAAAGCAAAUUAGUUCAGCUACAGGAAGAUACCGAUAAACUGAAAAAAGAAAAAGCCGCUCUGGCAGCGGAAGUAAAAAAAGCUGACAGUGAUUUAGCCAAACUGCGAGAAAUAAAAGACAACGAGAAUAAAUUGAAGCAGAAAAUAGCGCAGCUAGAAACUGAAAAUGCUAAACUGAAAAAAGAUUUAGACGCUGCAUUAGCUGAAGCCAAAAAAUACGCUAAUGAAGCUGCAACUUCACAGGCAGAUGAUGACAAAUUGAAGCAGCAACUAGCUAAAAUCGAAGCUGAAAAUAGGAAGCUGAAACUUGAUUUGGAUGCAGCGAAAAAAGCCGCUCUAGACAUGAAAGACCUCAAAGACAUUGAAGACAAGCUAAAACGCCGAAUAACUCAGCUUGAAGCUGAAAAUUCCCGCUUGAAAGCUGAUUUAGACAAAGCGCUAGACGAUAUUAAAAAGCACGUUGCUGAAAUAUCAAAAAUGCAAGACAAUGAUAAUAAUAUGAAACAGAAACUGGCACAAGCUCAAGCUGAAAGUGCAAAGCUUAAAAAAGACUUGGAGCGAGCUACAAGUGCAGCUGAAACUGGCACUCAAGAAACAGAAACCUUAAAAUCCGAAGUAGCUAAAUUGAAACCAAAAAUAACCCAACUAGAAGCUGACAAUGCUAAAUUGAAAAAGCAACUUGAUGCAGCUUUAAAUGACGCCAAAGAUAAGACAAUGCAAAUGUCAAAAAUGCAAGACGAAAUAAAUAAAUUAAAACAAAAACUAGCACAACUAGAAAAAGACAAAGACAAACUAAAAAAAGACAUGGAAAAUGUGCAAAAAGACAAUGAAACAAAUUUGGAAAGUAAAAAACGUUUACAAGACGAAAACAAUAAGUUGAAACAAAAAAUAAGCGAGCUUGAAGCUGAAAUUGCUAAAUUGAAAAAGCAACUUGAAGCUUCUAAACCCCCAGCACCAGCAGCAGCUCCGAUUAAAGACUACGGCCCACUAAAAGAACUAGAAAAAGACAACGAAAAACUAAAAAAAGACCUUGAAAAUGCUCUAAAGGAAGCCCAACAAGCAGCAACUCUACAAGAUGACAACGCCAAGUUAAAGCAACAAAUAGCUAAACUCAAAGCAGAAAUAGAAAAACUCAAAAAGGACGCUUUAAGUGACGCCAAAAAAGCUGCAGCUGAAUUAGCCAAAAUAAAAGACAAUGAAGCAAACUUAAAACAAAGACUGGCAAAGUUGGAAACAGAAAAUGUUAAGCUCAAGGAAACCGCCGAUAGCAGACCUUCAACAGCCGAAACCGAUAACUUAAAAACCGAAAUCGAUAAUCUGAAAACCGAAAACAAAAAACUCAAAGACCAAAUCAAGCAGCUGCAAGACGAAAUCGCCAAACUCAAAAAAGCCGCAGCCGAAAUCAAGCCCCCAAAAGACGACUCCAAAGCAUUAAAAGACGAAAUAGCUAAACUAAAACAAAAAAUUGCUUCGCUACAAACUGAUAACGCUAAGCUAAAAGAAGACUACGAUGAGGCCAGCGCCAAGUCACAAAAACUUGACGAUUACGACAAGCUGAAACAAGCGGGCAAAGCUCAGCAAGCGGAAUUGGACAAGCUCAGAAAGCAGCUGCAAGAAAAGGAAGCCAUAGUGGAGGAAGCUGAGAAAAUGAAGCAGAAGAUUUUGGAUUUGGAGCAAGAGUUGGCUAAAUUGAAGCAGGAGUUGAAGCAGGCCAAUGAACGGUUGACUAAGGCGAAGGAUGAAAAUGUUAAGCUCAAAGGGGAUAAUGCCAAGUUAAGGAGCGAGCAAGAAGGUUUGAAGAAGGAUAACGAAAAAUUGGCAAGCGAUUUGAAGGCGGAGAAAGAUGCGUUGAAUGCGGCAUUGCAGAAAGUAGACGGAUUCAAUGAGAAAGACUAUGAGAGUCGCCUGAAAACCUACCAAGAACAAAUCAAACGCCUCGAAGAGGAAUUGAAAAAGCAAAAGAAAGAAUGCGAAGACACUAUAGCCUCGCUGAAACUUCAGUUCGACAGGGACAUGAAAAAUCUUUCGAAGAAACACGAAGAAAACAUCGACAAACUACAAAAAGCCCAUGGCGACUACGUGUCUGACCUGAACAACAAACAGGACAAAGAAAUUGAAGAUCUACGAAACGCUCUGGCAAAAAUGCGAGAAGCAUUGGAAAAUAUCACCAAAGAGAAAGACAGGUUGAGGAGUUUGCUCGAAGAUCAAAAGCGAAAGAGCAUCGAAAUUAAAACAAAAGUCGAAGAAGUAGAAAAAGUGAUAACGAAAGAACGGAAAAAGAGUAAACUGAUGGAAAAGAAACACAGCGAUUUGCAAGAUGUAGCAGCGGUGCUGGAACAACAAGUAAUAAAAGAGCGGAAAAAAUCAGUGGAGGCGCAAAAAGAAAAAGACGAUUUAGCGGAAAAAUUACGAGACACGGAAAAAAUCAAAGAAGUCAUCGAAGAACGAGCUAAAAGCUUAACGGAAGAAAACGAGAAAUUGAUCGAAGAUUCCAAAUCUUUGGAACUAGAAAUGUCGACUAGAGCAGCUGUCGAGCAUUUUGAAAAAAGCAGCUCGACAAUCGCUGUGAUACAGCCAAGGAAAGCAUCAACAGAACGUAAACUCAAACACGACAAAUUAACAUUGACGACGUUCGAAACGGUGUCGCUGGUUGGACCCGAUGUUAUUGCCUUGACAGUACCCUUGUCCGAUCAAGAGUUGAAUUUCUAUGGUAAAAAGCGUCCGUACUGCCCUUGCGGUUAUACUGUGGAAGAAUUGUUGAAGAAAGCUGCUAGGACUGGAUUUGGGGGCUUGUCCAUUGAAGAGCUCCAGUUCAUCCAUAAAAAUCUCAGCGAAGCUCAGGCGAAUAUUCUGGAAAAAAUGGGUCGGCGAACCGGAGUUUUACGGCCUGCCGAAGCCGGAGACCGGCUGUCGUUGCUCAGAAGAAUCGCAGAACUAGAAGGGGAUUUGAUGAAGAAACAAAAACAGGCUCAACAGAAAAUUGCUCAAAUGUCGGAUGCAUUGAAAGCAGAGAAAGACAAACUGUACGCGUUCCGUAAAAGUUUAGAAAAAGACAGGAAACCAUCAUUGCCUGCAAGUCGAAUAAAUAAAGAUUCUGAAGCCUUAGAGAAAAUAAAACGAGAAUUGGAAAUAAAACUAAACCAAGAACUCUUAAACAAAAAGUCGAUCCAUCAAAAACUGUUGCGCUACGAAAAAGAUCAACCGGUCAGAGAGGCUCGUGCUUCGAUAUCUGGAUUGGGGCAGACUGCCAGAGAACCCGUCGUAAAGUGUACUCCAAGGAACACUUGGAAACCGGCCCAUUCUACAGGAAACGUGUAGCACAUCAUCAAUAUCGUCAUUUGUAUUUUGUAAGCAUUAUCAAAAAUGUUUCGUAUGCACAAAUUCUAGUUUAUUUAGUUUGUGACUAUUGCCAUGAAAAUAAAUUUUUAAUUUUAUAUCUACAAGAAA
This is a messenger RNA of Ceutorhynchus assimilis (cabbage seed weevil), 9710 nucleotides long. The record is from the annotation of a GenBank genome assembly. Lineage: Eukaryota; Metazoa; Arthropoda; Insecta; Coleoptera; Curculionidae.